Molecule: messenger RNA, 1386 nt
Organism: Salarias fasciatus (jewelled blenny)
Lineage: Eukaryota; Metazoa; Chordata; Actinopteri; Blenniiformes; Blenniidae
Gene: qng1
Product: Q-nucleotide N-glycosylase 1
Exons: 7
Coding region: 38-1060 (340 amino acids)
Source: RefSeq, a predicted model, not a curated record
AGUAGCGUGUCUGGCCCGGCGCUCCUCUUCAGCAUCCAUGAUGGAAACACGUCUGCUUCCACGAGAGUCUGGGCAGUUCGUAGCAGAGCGGAGUCGCGACGUGUUUGUGGAGGACGAAGGAGUGCAGAAGGUGGCGGAGAUGCUCUACUCUCUGCGACACGGCGACGAUCUGACCGCCAGCGGCUGGAAGAAGGCCAAUCCCCUGGCUCCGGCACCCACUUCUGACCAGGCGUUAAACUGGGUCUUUGUGGUCGACACCAUGAACUUCUGCUUUUGGCCAGAGAGUGAAGCGCAGCAGUGUGAGGUGACCUAUAAAGGCACGACUUACACCGGCUACAUGACCCUGUGUGCUGCCGUCACCAGAGCCAUGGAGGAAGGUAUCCCCAUUACGGAUCCAAAGUACUUCUCACAGAUGAGUGUGGAGGAGUUAGGACGUGUCCUUCGAUCAGACAAUGAAACACCCAUGCCGAUGCUUCAGGAGCGACACCAGGUGCUGACUGAAGGCGGCCACGUGCUGCUCCAGCACGGUGGAAGCUUCUGGAGCUUCAUCAGCCAGGCCGGAAACGACGCCCAGAAGAUGGUGGAGCUCAUUGUGGAGAAGAUCCCGUCCUACAGGGACGAAGCCACGUAUGAGGGUAAAAGAAUCUCAUUUUACAAGCGAGCACAGAUCCUAGUUGCAGAUUUCUGGGGCAUCAUGGAGGCCAGAGGACAGGGCGACGUCAGUAACAUGGACUGGCUCACCAUGUUCGCUGACUACAGGGUUCCUCAGGCACUCGUCUACUUAGGAGCGCUGCGAUACUCUGAAACACUAAUGGAGGCAUUGAAGAAAGGGGAGCUGCUGAGUUCAGGGGACAGGAGGGAGGUGGAGAUCCGAGGCUGCUCAGUCUGGUCCGUGGAGCUGAUCAAACAGCGUCUUCACAAGCUGGUGCAGGAGAGAGACGGGGAGCCUUGCAGCGUCACCUCAGCAAUCAUCGACUUUUACCUGUGGCCGUACGCCAAGCAGCACCACAAAGAGAUGGCCCACAUUCCCAUACACCACACGCGCUGUGUUUACUACUGAUGCGCUGCCUGGCAGCCGUACAUACAGUAGGCAGCGCUUCUCAGUGUGCAGCCUUGGCACAGGUGCCUUUUCCCUGGGACAAAGCCAAGCACGUCUUGAUGCCAGAUAUGUGUACAAAUGGGCUUCUCUCUGUCUGUAAAGGAACCAGGUGUGAAGCAUCAGUUCAGCUUGUUUGUCAGUAAAAAUGAGGCACUGCUCGGUUGUUUGUGGUCAAAUUCAGUAUUUACCGAUGAUGAGGUGAAACAUUUUUGGAUGGAUCUUGUGCUGUAAUACAGAGCAUGUUUGUGUUUUACCAUCUGCUCAUAGUAAAACAAAAUAAAAGGCUC